This is a messenger RNA of Raphanus sativus (radish), 762 nucleotides long. RefSeq lists its product as uncharacterized. The transcript has 4 exons. NCBI's taxonomy places the organism in Eukaryota, Viridiplantae, Streptophyta, Magnoliopsida, Brassicales, Brassicaceae. The record is from RefSeq and is a predicted model, not a curated record. The coding region runs from base 275 to 595 and encodes 106 amino acids.
UUGCCCUUUCCAAACCUGAUUGACGCAGCCGCUCUCUCCUCCUCCCCAUUGACGGGCUCUCUCGAUCUCGAACUCUCUCCAUCUCUCUCGAUCUCAAGCUCUCUCCAUCUCUCUCCAUCGAUCUCAGCCUCUCUCUAUCAUGAGCUCUCCGCACAAACCCAUCUCAAGCUCUAUCUCUCGAUCUCUCUCUCGAUCUCCAACGCAUCUCUCUGUUUUCCGACAAACCCAUCUCGAGUUCUCUCUCUUUGAGAUUCUUCAAGUGUGAGAUGAGUUGAUGGUGCAAUGCGAGGAGUGUUCUGAGUGGAGAGUGGAUGAUGAUGAUGCAGAGAACAUCCUUACACCUCUAAAGCUGAGGAAUGUAAAGAACAGAGGACAUGAGCGGUUACUGCAGCAAAUCAGAACAAACCCACCAUCUCCUCAGUGCUUCUCUGAGAACCGGACAGCUUCUUUGAAGGCCUUGGCGACCGAACCUACGGUUGAAGAAGUGGUGAAGAGAAAGGAGGAAGGAGAGCAGGUCAGAGACAGUAACAACAACAAAGAAGGGAGGGGCUUGGACGUUCUAUGGUUCUUAAAGCCUUGCUCUAUGGCCAACUAAAUUCUUUUACCAAAUACUUUUUUUUAUAUCUGAUACAUUCUUUUGUUGAAGUUCAUUUUUAUUAAACUGUAACUGAUGAUCUUGCUCAGAUUCAUCAUGUAACUCUCAGCAAUUUGUAUCAUCAAUCUCACCUUUACAUACAAUAAAUAAAAUUUGUUUAAAUAAAA